AUGCCGACGCAGCAGGCAGAGUUGACCCAGCUGAACGCACAGCUCAAGAAGGACCCCAAUGGCGAAGACUCUGUUGAGAGCCUCUUUGGUUCCGUGUUCGACACGCCCGAGAAGAAAUCCGCUGUGGAGAUGAUCUCUCUCAAGGAGAAGCUUUUCACGGAGGCCGCGAAGAAGCAGAGCAUGAGCGAGCAGCAGGAAGUCAAGAAAGAAGGAGGAGAGUGGUGGGAGAAGUACCAGAACGCCAAGGACAAGGGCCGCGAAGCGCAGCAGGCAGUCAAGAAAGCGUGGGCUGCAGAGAAGCUUCAGGUUGAGAGGACAAAGUACACGAAGUCGCAGACGCAUCGCCAGGUGGACACGAAGAAGGGCACCUACUUUUCCUUUGCCCGCAUCGUGGUGGAGGAGGGCGGCUACUGGGACCCCAGCAACAUCACGGCCGCCGAACACUAUUGCAAUUGCUGUCUGACCAUGGGUGGGCCAUGGGUGCGCUGGUCGGGGAUGCGGAAUCGACUCCAAUUCCUGUACUUCGAGGAGGGCCAGCAGGAGGAGAUGGAGCGCUGCUGGAGCAUCUACUCGGACAUGGAGGCCAGCGCCGCGGCUAAGAGGCAAGCAGAUGGAGAACACCAAGCUCAGCCCGUGGAGAAACGCGUCAAGAAGGAAGACCAGAGCGACGCAGAGGCGGAGGCGCAUGGCAUGGAUCUUGCUCCACCUGAGCGCAGGAAGAAAGAUGAAAGGAAACGCCUGCAGCUCGCGGAGACGGAGGCCAAGAAGGUCGUAUCCACCUACAACGCCACGAUGUGUGGCUUGACCACCCUCGAGAGCGCGUCGCAGACCAUGGCCGACUGGGCUUGGUUCAAGGAGUCGCCGCAAUUUCAGGAGCAGCUCAAGUCCAAGAUGAAGGCCUGCAGCGACGCGAUGCCUAGCUUGAUGGUCCGCAUGCAGACGGAGAACAUGGCCGCCAUCAAGAAGAACUACACCAACGAGGAUAUGAUCAUCGCGGCAGAUGAGAUUCAGAGGCAGGAGUAUGCAGGCAAGCUGAUAUCGCACAUCACGGACAUGUAUAUGACAGGGGCCAGGAUGACUGCCAAAGCAUUCACAGAACUCGCGUACUACGGUCAUCGAGCUGGAGUGCCAGAGCUCCAGCAAUUCGAAGUAGCCCCGUCGCCCGUAUGCAGCGGGAAUUUCCAGAAGAAGUUAGAUAGAGCUCUCGAGUUAGGCAAAUACGAUUCGGACAUGUAUUUCAUGAAUAUCCCAGGCAAGUCCCGUCGCGAUGUUUGUCGAACCUCGAAGCAGAUCAGCAUCCAGCUGCCGCAUGAGAUCAUAUUCAAUGAAAUCAAGAAGAACCCCGAGAUCCUGGCGUUCGAUCCAGAAUUCUACGGGGUUGUCGUUGACAUCAAGGCUGAUUGGCCAGAGAUGGCGACUGGCUGCGGCUUCCCCGCGCACUCUAGUGGUCAUGCGCCGUGCUUGCUCUGUUCAUGGGACUCCGAGCGUAUCUUGCAGCAUCGGCUGGGCGACCACCUCGAUCGGCAUCCUCCAGGGAACGCGUUGAGGUCCUGGGACGCAACGCUCAUUGGUCAUCCUCGAAAGGAGCGGUGCUACGGCGGGUGCAUCUUCAUCGUCGGGCGCGAGAAGGGCCCUGCCCCAGGCGGGGCGGUGGACGACAAGUCACAGCAUGCCAAGCUGGCGCUGGCGACGCCCACGAAGCUGUCUGCCGCGGUGCCGCGGACGUGGGCCGCGCUGGUGCGGGAGCCGCCGCCGGAGCCGUGCGACGCGCGGGCGCUGGCGCCGGCCUGCCCGGGCCUCAGGCUCGGCCGCGGCCCCUCGCCCAGGCUCGUCCACGAGUGCAGGAUCGCGACGGACACCGAGGACGGGAUCGAGUUCGGGAUGAUCCACGACCCGAUCGCCAACCUGGUCGUCGGCCUCCUGGGCGUCCUCCUGACGCUCCUCGCCGAGGGCAUCGGGGCCGAGGUCCUUCGCUGGCUACGGGAUGGGCGAGUCUGGCUGGUGUUCCUUGGCGCUCCGUGCGGGCGCUGGUCUCAGGCGCGCAGCACCGGGCGAGCAGGGGCGGAGGUCGACCGAGCGGGGUACGCCUGCGCUCGGUUCACCGUCAGGGUGCUCCGACUCUGCCGCCAGCUGGGGAUCCACGUGGCUCUGGAGAAUCCUCGGCGGAGCGGCCUGUGGGACUGGCCGCCCUUGGCAGCGGAGUUUCGGCGCAGCGGCUGCGCCCACUUCGACUUCGACAUGUGCGCAUUCGAUGCCGCCUGGCGGAAGCCAACCCGACUUUCCACCAACUUGCCCGGGGCCGACUCUCUCGAGCGCAGAUGCCCUGGCCAUCGACGACAUGUCAUCUUGGAGGGGAAGGUCGGAGGGGCGUCUGGACCUGCCAAGUGGCGGACCUCCUACGGGGGUGCGUACCCGCCGAAGCUCUGCCGGACCUUCGCGAGGGUGGCUGCUGGCGCUGCUCCUGCUGGCGCGUGGUGCCUCCGCGGCGAGGGGCAGACCUCUGACUGGUGGGAGAACUGGCUGCUGGACACCGCCGGGGCUGCGGGCGCCGUCGCAUCCGCGCCUACAAUCGCGCCCAUGACCCGCAAGCGGCGGCGCGCCAGCAGCGUGGUCGACUCGGCCCCCGGCUUCCUGCGACGGGCCACCGUCUCGGCCAGGGCCCGCAACGCCUACGCCAAGGCCUUCACGCUGGUGCAGCAGUUCGCGGCCGGGCGGGGGGCCUCACCGCAGACCAUGAAGGAGUGGGACGCCAUCCUCCACGACUACCUUGAGAUGGAGUUCUUGGAGGGUGCCUCGGCGGCUGUCGGUCGCGUCGCUCUCUACGGCACGGCCUGGUCUCUCGACUUCGUCACGCGCAACCCAUCAGUGCUGCCCCUCUCGAAGAAGGCCCUGAGAGGUUUCGCCAGCAUCCGCCCCGACACCAUGCGCGACCCGCCGCCGCUGGAGGCGAUAUGGUGCCUGGUGGGGCGGCUGCUGCUGGCCAACACCGUGGACUGCGACCUCGCCUCGGCCUUUUGCCUCCUUGCCUUCGACGCCAACCUCAGGCCUUCGGAGGCCCUCGAGUUGACUGCCGCGCAGGUUAUCCCGCCGAAGCGCGGCACGGCCAACCGCUCGUGGGCUCUCGUCGUGGCGCCAGAAGGAGGCAAACCUGCCAAGAAUAAGCAGUUCGACCAGGGGGUGAAGAUCGGAGCCUUUGGGCGAUCGUUCGCAGUCGACGUGCUCCAGAAGAUGCCCCACCGUGCGCUGCCAGGCACCCUGCUGUUUCGGCACCUCACGCUCGCCAAGCUCGAGGCCAUCUUCAGGAAGUAUGGUGAUGUCGACGGCGUCAAGAUCACACCACACUGCCUGCGUCACGCAGGCCCCUCCCACGACAUGCACUACAACGGCGCCUCGCUCGACUUCGUCAUGAUGCGAGGCCGCUGGUCGGUGGUCAACUCCGCGCGCAGGUACGGCAUGCCGGCCAAGCUCCUGCGCCAGCUGGCCAACUGGAGCGCUCGGCGGUCCUCGAGGCGCCGAGCCGCGCCGCCCGACGCCCGCGACCGGCAGGAGCUGGAGCUGGGCGGCCCGGGCCUCUCGCACGGCCGCGCCGCGGCCAGCGGCGCCCGGGCGCAGGUGCCCAGGAGGAUCGAGCAGUUGGGCCUAGAGCUGCGUCAGCUGCGGGACGACAACUUCCAGAUCCGGGAGGAGCAGCUGCGCCUCCAAACCGAGCUGCGCGAGUCGGCGCGCCGCAGGCAGCAGCGGAAAGGCGGCGGAAGGCCGAGCCCCGCCGCCGGGCACGAGGCCGCCGCGGCGGCCUCGGCCGGCGCCGACGUGGACAAGGAGCAACAGCUGGCCUACAUGCAGCAGCUCGUGCGCGCCCUGCAGGCCGAGAACGCCAGCCGGGAGCAAGCGCUGCUUGGUGGUGGCCAAGAUGCGCACGACCAGGGCGCGGAGGGCGUCACCACGGAGGAGUACCUGCGGCUGCGGGCGCGGCUGGCGAGCCUGCAGCAGGCGCACCUGUCACAGCUGCGGGCCAGCAGGCAACUCGGCAGCCCCUUUUGGCAUUGCUCGGCUCUCACUUCUGCCGCUGCUUCUACGUGCGCGACACCGGUCUCAGCCGCGGGCAGGACUUGCUUUGCCUUCCCCGCUGGAGUCGCGGAGGCCUCCUUCGCGAGGGGCGGCGGCGCGUCGGUUGCCAGCUCCGCAGCGGUGUCGGGCGUCGUGACGCCGGUGUCCGUCCUGUCGGCGCACGUGCGCCCGGGCAGAGGCGACGACAUCGAGUCGCUGCAGGAGAUGUUGCAAGCUCUGACGACGGAGCAGGAGUCGCUCCGGAAUAAGGUUCGGAAACUUGCGCACAAGGCCUGA
Prorocentrum cordatum is the source of this 4344-nucleotide messenger RNA. Lineage: Eukaryota; Dinophyceae; Prorocentrales; Prorocentraceae. The record is from the annotation of a GenBank genome assembly.